This is a messenger RNA of Candida tropicalis MYA-3404, 4461 nucleotides long. RefSeq names its product mitogen-activated protein kinase kinase kinase (gene SSK2). Bases 1 to 4461 code for a protein of 1486 amino acids. Gene Ontology annotation, biological process: stress-activated MAPK cascade; protein phosphorylation. Lineage: Eukaryota; Fungi; Ascomycota; Pichiomycetes; Serinales; Debaryomycetaceae. Gene Ontology annotation, molecular function: MAP kinase kinase kinase activity; ATP binding. The transcript has a single exon. Gene Ontology annotation, cellular component: cytoplasm. The record is from RefSeq and is a predicted model, not a curated record.
AUGUCUAAUUCACCUAUAACGCCGGAUGGGCCAGAUAAACCAAGUAAUGUACUGACAGACCCACUAACAGCACCUGUUGGUGCCAAUCAAUUGAAUAAUGUCGACAGUACAACAACUACUCCCACGGCACAUCCACAUAGAGUUUCAUUUAGUGAUAGUAAACCAGUUACCACUCCAAAUUCAAGAAAACCUUCACUAUUGCGCAAGGCGUCCCUGAAUAAUGUUCUGCCACACGAUCAUGAGAAUAAACAACGUCCCAUACUAUCCAAUAGUAACAAUAGCAGUACCCAUAGUAUCCAUAAAAUUGACACAUCAACCUCACGUCCAAACCAUAUAGCUAUCUAUCAGAACAAUAAUACGGUUGAUGGAGAACUCAAAUCAUUGGACAAAACUACGCUUUCUCCUUCGGCCACAAAUGGGAAACAUUUUAAUUUAUCAAUACCCCCAUCUAGAUCAAGAGAUAAAUCACCUGCUGGAAGUAUAAGUGGAAGUAGCAGGUCUAGAUCAUCAUCCAAUAAGCUUCAUAGUUCUGCCACAGGUGCCACAAGUAGCCAUUCAAAUUCAUUAUAUGUCGCCCAAGAGAAGGCAUAUUUGCGUAAGAUGAGAAACCAACAAGAUAAUGAUUAUUAUUCCAAGGGUAUAUCUGGAGCCAAUGAACCGCAAGCAGAAAACGAAGAAGAGGAGGAGGAUGAGGAAGAUUUAUUAACCGUAGAAGGUGGUGACAAUGCUAAUCUACUUGCUGCUAUUGAUGAUGACAAGUACCAGAUUGACUACAGUAUAGCAUUGUCGUUGAUGAAGAAUUCCAAUGUUAAUUUACGCAAGAUAGCUAAUUUAAAAUCAGAUGAGACCGAUGAUCCCGCUGUGAUUGAACGUUUGGAAUGGCAAUCAAUGCUUACGUCAGUUUUGACUGGUGAUGUGGUCAAAAGUGAAAAGACAAAAAUUAUCAACAUCAACAACCCCGAUAGUACACAGGAUUCUUAUGCCCAUUCUACUUUCAAGGACAAUUUGUGGUUUGGAAUUAGAGCUAAAAUGUUUCAUCGAACUGAAGAUGAACAACGUAAGGUGGUUGGUUACAGAAGAACAUUGGUUGACCAAUUGAUUGAUGAUAUCAUGCUGUUUGAAGUUGUCUAUGAUAACGUGACGCAGAACCCAAUUAGAGAGCAAGUACAGAAGGUGUUAGAUAGAUAUGAUCAAGCAUGCAGUUUAUGGAAAACCGCCGAGGAUAUGUAUAAUGACAAACCGGCAUGUCGCAGUGAAGAAUUCCAAAAUAGAAUUGAUGCAUUGACAGCUUGGGUUACAAUUACUGAUGCUAUUUCUAGAGAAACCAAAUCAUUACGUCUUUGGAUUGGUAACGAUGAGUUGGAUAUCACAAAAUCACCAGUUGAAACCCCAUCUGCCGAGCCAUCAUUAUCUGCCUCAUCCUCCGUAAGUUCAGAUUCUUCAAACAGUAAGAUUGUCAAGAAAAUAUUUGAUGAUGAUAACAAAUCACUUGCCGAACGUUUAAUGAAAGAGAAGGAUGUUCAAACGAUUUUCAGAAAAAGAGUUUUUAACCCAUUGUCUCCAUGGAUGAUAAAAUCUAAAGACACGUAUAUUAGAUUGGGAAGUAUGUUUGAGACAAUGAAACUACCUGAUUAUUUGCAUGAUUUGUUGCAAAUAUGUAUUAUACCUGUUAAAUUGAUCAAAGAGAUCAUUAUUGUACGAUUAAGUUAUGCUGUAAAAUUACAAAACCCCACUUUAAUGAUGAUAGACCAGAUGCUUGAAGAUUUUGAAUCUUAUACAAAGAUUGCAUUAGAAGUUAAGAGUGGGUUACUGGAAUAUAAAAGACCAGAUAAAGAUUCCAAGUGGCUUUUGAGUGAUUUGUUUGAUGCUGAGCUCCAAGAUUUCGACAAUGUUGUUUUGAAGAGUGUACGAUACUACUUGGUAUUACUUAACAGGAAACUUUUAGAUAGUUCCAGAUCUCCAACCACAUUCAGAACAUUUAAAGAACCAGAAGUUUUAGAAGGUGCGUGGGCAUUCUUAAAACCUUUGGGUCAUUCUAUUGAUGGUGGUAGUGUCGUAGUUGCCGAAGAAAUCACUCUUUUAGCACUGAGACUUAUCCACAGAUUACUGGCGUAUUUCAACCAUCAAAUAAGAGAACCCGCAUAUACGGGUCAGGAACAAGAUUUGAUUAGAUGGUAUACUUCGACAUCUGAGAAUUUUGGUCAAUUGCGCCGUAAACUAGCCAGAUUUACUGGUGAAAUUUCCAAGAGUUUUAAUAACUCUAUAUGCUAUGAACUCCCCAGCCAAGCGGAUGGUACUAAAACUUUGUUGGAUAUUUUAUUAGCCACCAACCAUUUCUUAGUUUAUACUGGAACUGUUGAAACUCAAGGGACUUAUUUUUUUGCCAGUUCUGAGUUAAUGGGAAAUAAACUGGAGAUUUUAAGAAUAUUAAGCGGGUCUUAUGUUGGAUUGGAUUAUAGUACUGAACAACUGCAUUUCACACGAUUAUUAACUUUGAUUCAACCGGAUACCACGGGCCAGAGUUCUUUUGCUAGUAGUCAUUUCGAGCCAGAGCCAUUUAAUGAUCCUGAAACCGAGUAUGCUUAUGUAUUAGCAUUAUGUCCUAUGAAACCAAUUGUUUGGGAAGGUCAAGUUGUCCAUGUAGACAUUGAUUCUGUACCAAUAACCGAUAUGAAUAAUGGUCAAUUGGUGGUAAUUUCCAAGGUUCCUUAUUUUAAUUUAGAUGUGAUUGGAGAAAGAUUCCUUGACUUGAUUGCUGAUGUAUCUGGAGGUAACGCUGGUUUGAAAUUAAUUGAAACCAGAUGUUCGUUAGCUAAAGUGCAACAAGAAUUAAAGAAGAUGAAUCGAGCUUUUUUCAAAAUGUGUUUAUCAGUACUAGAUGGGGUACAAAUUGUAAAGAAUAAAAUCUAUGAGCUUGAUCCACAAGGCGAAUAUCAAUCAUUGAUUAAUACUUAUUUCAUAUAUGCCCGUGACCAUGGCAAGAAUUAUAUCAGGGGAUUGGAUCCACAACGAAAACCCAUUGUUAUUAUGAGAAUGAUUCAAUUAUCUAUUGACUGGGUGAGUUUUAUUUGUGACGAUUGUAUUCCAACCGAUAGAAAAACAUUUAGAUGGUGUGUUUUGGCGUUGGAAUUUGCCAUGGAUAUGAUUCGUGGGAUUAAUAUUUUCCUAUUAUCUGAUCAACAAUUUAGAAUAUUGAAGAUGAAAGUCGCAAGAUGUAUGUCAUUGUUGAUAUCACAUUUUGAUAUCAUGGGUGCAAGAUCUAGUGAAGCAGAGAAGAAUAAAUUAUUGAAAUGGUCUUCACAACGUCAUAAUAUCAGCACUUCUCAAAACGAUGAUGAAUAUAUGCGUAAAGCUUAUCAUGAUGAAUUGAUGGGACAAAUUGAAGAAAUUGAAAACUAUAGAAACGAAUUGCUGGAAGAAUUGCAAUCUGUGGGUAGAGUUUUAGAUGUGAGUGAUCUGGAAUAUCAUUUUGUUACGCUAUUAGCUUCAUCAUUCUCAAGUGUUUCUAUUAGAUGGCAAAAGGGACAAUGUAUCGGAAGAGGUACGUUUGGAUCUGUUUAUUCUGCUGUUAAUUUGGAUACUGGUGGUGUAAUGGCUGUUAAAGAGAUUAGAUUCCAUGAUAGUCAAUCGAUCAAAACAAUGGUUUCCCUGAUUAAAGAAGAAAUGACUGUUUUGGAAAUGUUGAAUCAUCCAAACAUUGUUCAGUAUUUCGGGGUUGAAGUUCAUCGUGAUAAAGUUUAUAUAUUUAUGGAGUUCUGUGAAGGUGGUUCACUUGCGGGAUUAUUAACUCAUGGUAGAAUUGAAGACGAAAUGGUUAUCCAAGUGUACACUUUACAAAUGUUGGAAGGUUUAGCUUACUUACAUCAAUCUGGAGUUGCUCAUAGAGAUAUUAAACCAGAGAAUAUAUUGUUGGAUCAUAAUGGUGUUAUCAAGUUUGUUGAUUUUGGUGCUGCUAAAGUGAUUGCCAAUAGUGGAAGAACUAGAAGUGGCACAGCCAACCUUUCACUUCGUAGAUCCAUUCAAAGUAAUAAUGGUGGUAGCAAUGGUCAACAACAAGAAGAUAAUUUGAAUUCUAUGACGGGUACACCAAUGUACAUGUCCCCAGAAGCUAUUACUGGUGCUGCCACAGAAAAAAGUGGAGUUGUUGAUAUUUGGUCAUUGGGAUGUUGUGUUUUAGAAAUGGCCACAGGAAGAAGACCAUGGGCUAAUUUAGAUAAUGAAUGGGCUAUAAUGUACCAUAUUGCAGCUGGCCAUAAACCACAGCUUCCAUCUCCAGAACAAUUGAGUCAAGAAGGUAGAAAUUUCUUGGCCAGAUGUCUUGAACACGAUCCAGCAAAGAGACCAAGUGCUGUUGAGUUAUUAUCUGAUCCAUGGAUGGUUGACAUUAGGCAACAAGCAUUUGGUACUUCUGAUCUAGUAACUACACCAUCAUCUGAAAUAUCAGGUCCUAUUCCUGAAUAA